GAACACAUAUAACCAGUUCAUCAAACUAUCCAAGAAUGUCAUAAGCCAAGUCAUUUAAAAAUUAAGGACUAAAAAAUUCUUGUCCCAUCCUUUGGACAUGUUUUUGGGACAUUUCCUACUUAAAAUAACACAUAGCAAUGUCACCAGCCUGAUUUAUCUAUAAUAAAUCACCAACAGUAAUGAGAAAAUCUGCCAGUUGCUGCGUUUACUUUUUUCGACUUACGUUAUAAAAUAGACCCUGGUGUUUUCCUAGUUUGAAAUAAAGGUGAGAAAGCCUUAUCUGUCCACUAUAUAAGCAACCGAAGGCUGUCUCUUGGCCUCAUCAACCUCAGGUAGCUUUUCUCAAUAUUUCAGCCUUAUCACUCAGAAAUCGUUUAAUCCGAAGGCAAACAUUCAAUGGCAAUUCAAGGUUCCAUUGUUGCUUCAAUCUUGCUCUCGUAUUUGGUGGCAGCUUGUUAUGGUGCAACCUUCUCUUCUCUGCAGAAUACUCUCGUUGUCACUGCUUCACCUCAAGCGGGACAAGUUCUGAAAGGUGGGGAAGACAACAUCACAGUGACAUGGUCACUCAACAACACUUUCCCAGCUGGAACAGAUUCUGACUACAAGACGGUAAAAAUCAAGCUUUGCUAUGCACCAAUUAGCCAACAGGACCGUGCAUGGAGAAAAACAGAGGAAGAGUUAAAAAGGGACAAAACCUGCCAGCACAAGAUUGUUGCGAAGCCAUACAGCCCUUCUACCAACACCUUCACCUGGACAGUGCAGAGAGAUGUGCCGACUGCUACAUAUUUUAUUAGGGCCUACGUGCACAACUCUGCUGAUAAGGAGGUAGCCUUUGGCCAGACCACGGAUUCUCACAAGGCCACCAACUUGUUCGAGGUCCAGGCGAUCUCCGGCCGUCAUGUCUCUCUCGACAUUGCAUCAGUUUGCUUCUCGGCUUUCUCCGUGGUGGCUUUGUUCGGAUUCUUCUUCCUGGAAAAGAGAAAGGCCAAGGCAUCCCAGAAGAGCUGAUUUGAUUUUGGGAUAAUUAUUGCCAUCUAUUGCAUGCAUUAGGCUUUAUGAUAUCUGUGUUGUGUAAUAGCAAAUUCUGUGUUUCAUUACAUGUGAACCGUCAGUGUCAAAAAGCAUCCUAUCAGGCUUGUCCAUUAGGUGCUUGCGAAUGAUUUGAAACCAUUGUAUGAUGUAUAAGGUUGGAUGAGAGGUUUGGGCUAAGAAGUUAAAUGAACUGCAGUUCAUUUACCUACCAUAGUUUCCUUAUCCUUGUCUCGUACUUUAUUCUAUAUUAUUUGAUACAAUUUCAGA
Messenger RNA from Sesamum indicum (sesame), 1299 nucleotides. It is a transcript of the gene WR3, whose product is annotated as nitrate transmembrane transporter. Gene Ontology annotation, biological process: nitrate transmembrane transport; response to nitrate. Gene Ontology annotation, cellular component: plasma membrane. Gene Ontology annotation, molecular function: nitrate transmembrane transporter activity. The record is from RefSeq and is a predicted model, not a curated record. Lineage: Eukaryota; Viridiplantae; Streptophyta; Magnoliopsida; Lamiales; Pedaliaceae.